Messenger RNA from Neoarius graeffei (lesser salmon catfish), 3094 nucleotides. It is a transcript of the gene slc52a2, whose product is annotated as solute carrier family 52 member 2. Gene Ontology annotation, cellular component: plasma membrane. The coding region runs from base 70 to 2874 and encodes 934 amino acids. Gene Ontology annotation, molecular function: riboflavin transmembrane transporter activity; 3'-5'-RNA exonuclease activity. Lineage: Eukaryota; Metazoa; Chordata; Actinopteri; Siluriformes; Ariidae. Gene Ontology annotation, biological process: riboflavin transport. The transcript is spliced from 3 exons. The record is from RefSeq and is a predicted model, not a curated record.
AUUCUUCUCGCGAGGAAAUGCAGGAGGAAAACAUGAGGUCAUAAUUUACACGAGGCACAAAACAAAGCUAUGGAGGACCUUCAAGACUUGAGUUUCGGUGUUCCUAGUGCCAUGAGUCUCGCUGAUGAACUAAAGGAUGAUCUCUACUUCAACCUUCUGGAUGACUUCAUUGGAUCUCAGACUGGCGAAUCAUUGGGUUUGGAUGAGAAGCCCUGCACAAACCGGAUUCUGGUGCAAGUUGGCCUAAUGAGAGAAGAUAAUAAUGUUUCAUGGGUGAAUAUAGUAAAAUGGCUUCAGAAGAUUUUCCCAAUGUUUCAGUCUGCCGAUUUUCGAGGUUUGAUCGAAAGGAACACAGAGACAGCUAUGAGCUUAACUGGAGACUCUAGAGAGAGCUUUUUUGAGUCAGAUGUUAACUUUGAAUUUGUGGGACCGAUAUGUGAUAGUAUUGGCAUCAGCAGAACAGAUUUGCUUGAAAUGUCAGAUUUUUCUGAUCGUGCAAAGUUAACAGAUGUCACUAAUGGUUUGAUACUAGAACUGACCAGCUUUAUUGAAAGAGAAAAAAUCGAACCAGUUGUUCUAGUGUCAUGGCUUUGUAACUUCGACUCUGCGUUCUGCAGUGAUGGUAAAAUCCAUAAAGCCAAUAAACUCCUUCAAGCGAGUCUGAAAAGGUUCAGGAUACAGUGUCGAAAAAAUCAAACAAGAAGGAACAGGAGCAGUGGAGUGUAUGAUGAAUUCCUUCGGAGCCCUUUUGAGCUUACCCCUGAUCCCCUGGAAGACUUUGAAUACAGGAGGGUGUCGAUCAUCAAAGGGCAUUUGAGAAGAAAACGUCUUUUAUUCCAGAGGAAAGAGCAUUUCCAGACCACCAAGAUCAAGGAAGAAAGUGAACCAUUUGAUAUCUCGGACUCACAAGCACAAUACAGUCGAAAGACUGUUUCACGCGGCUAUGUGAAAAAGAAAUGUAAGCUGGAAUGUGACCAGACAUUUAGUCCAAGAACUUUGAAGAAAGUAGACGCUUUUCAUUGUCCGCCUAUUGAGCAGGCUUUGGAAGACGAGACCCAAGUUGAGACGGGUGAUUGUUUAUCCAUCCUCGAUAUCGCCGUGCUGUCUCUGCAAAAACUGACAGAAAUGUAUGGAGGAAGAACCGAUGGUGCUAAUCAAGUGUCUAUGGAUCUCCUCAAGAAUCAGUUUGAUCUCAUGUUGAAAGAAGAUCGUGACAUGCAGUCCCUGAACGAAAAGGUCUUGGCUUAUAACUCGGCUGAAAACCAAGUUGUGGCGCCUCCUUUGAAUUUUCUUCAUUGCAACAGUCAUUUCCUUCUCAACUUGAUUGAUUCUGUUGAGAAACAAAUCAUGUCAUUUGAAAAAGAAAUUGUGAGCACUACAGGAGAUACGCUCGGACGUGACAAAAACCCCAAAUUUAAAGGUUUUUUAAACUUCAAAGAGAGUGCGGUCACUCGGUACAUCAACAUGGCUUGUGAAAUCCUGUGUCCAAGAGGAGAAGGCAACAAUAAUUACAGAAAGCACUGGCUUGCCUUUUGCAUCGAGAGGAAUAACCCUUCCAGGCUACCUGUCAAUCAAUCUAAUAGGUUCAUUAACUAUUUUGAGGCAGCAGCUGCACUUGUUCAUCAUUACAGCGAUGUUGCAUUGUUUGUAUCUGACCUCCAGCUGCUAAAAGAUGACUUGAAUAUUUUUCUGGAGAGCAUUAAUUCUGAUGCUAGCGACGAGGCCAUACAGGCUCUCGUUUGUGUAGUGGCUAUUGUGCACUGUAAAGUCUUGGGUCCCUUUUGGCAGCUCCUGAAGAGUGACGCACAGUACGUGUUGUUCAGCAAGUACCUUUUCUGCCUUUAUGAGAAGCUUCUAGAAUGGUCCCGGGAUGCAUCUGUUGUCUUGCAACCCGAAGCUGUAACUAAUGUGUUUCUCCAGGUUCCAAUGCAGGAGAAGAAUUUUCCUGGGGUAUUUUCUUUCUGCCAUGAAAAUGCAAAUAACCAAUACGGCACACUAAUGAAGGAAUGCUUACAGAGGAUGAUGAAGGUAAUUGCAGCUGUGAUGGAGGAAAAUCUCAAAGACUUCUUACCUGGAGGUUUGUACUGCAAAGAUCCUUCUGAAGAACUCAAGGAGCAGUUCACUAGCUGCACAUUUUCCCAGUUGAUGGGCGAGUACGCGUUUGCUAAUGCGUAUUCCGACAACAAAAACGGACCAGGUAAAGCCCAAAUUAAGACCGAGGGUAAUGUGUUGCAUGAUUCAGAUGGCAGUGCCGCCAUCUCUUCUCUUCAGGAUCCUGCUGUAAAUAAAUGUUCAGAUUCAAAGCCUUAUAGCAUGUUUGAUCGAGCAAAUCUGCGACCGUUGACCAAAAAAAGGAAGAGAUUGAAUAAGUUGGCUGGCAAAAGGUGGCAAAAAGUGAAAGUGCAAGACCACAAUUACAGGAAAAUAGUAAUUGGUUCAGUCACAAAAAAUGGAGGCCCAUGUAAAAGCAUUGAAGACGUCGAUCGAUUGCUUAUGAGAAUGGAAGGAGCACACCAUAUUCAAAAGCGAGAGGCUGUCCGCUCGGAGUUAAACUACCAAAAGCAUGUUGUUGGUUGUAGAGACAAACGACUGAACCGCUUAGGCUUCUCUUUGACGGACCUGGUCAACAAACUGAAAGCCAUCUUGCCUUGUGAGAGUCAGUCCACGACCUUAAUCGCCAUGCCGACUAAAAAUGUUAUCUCUGUUGGUGGUGAGACAAAUCAAAGUAUUUCACAAUCGACACCUCAAGAACAAGCCACGAGUCAAGCAUCUGAGCCUUUCAACAGCCAAAUAGAUGUAAAGAAUAAAGGCAACUGUGCAAUUUUUCAGAGUUACAGAGAGAGAAUUUUUGAGGAGUUUUCACCCAAUUCAUAGAUUCAUGAUCUUGUUCACCAUUAUAUUGAAAAAGAUGGACAUCCGGUUUCUUUUUUGGGCAGGAAAAAAGCCCACUUAUACUAUGAAAAGGUUACAGUAUUGCCUCGGAUUUGCCCGUAUCAAGUUUGUUGCAGCUAAAAAGAAAUCAUGUAUCAUGUGCAUUUAUUUUUAUAGCUGACUUUUGCCGAUAUAGGUUUUAAAUAAACAAUUGUUUCACUCA